This is a messenger RNA of Naegleria lovaniensis, 2019 nucleotides long. RefSeq lists its product as uncharacterized. NCBI's taxonomy places the organism in Eukaryota, Heterolobosea, Eutetramitea, Acrasida, Naegleriidae. Gene Ontology annotation, molecular function: cysteine-type deubiquitinase activity. The record is from RefSeq and is a predicted model, not a curated record. Bases 1 to 2019 code for a protein of 672 amino acids. Gene Ontology annotation, biological process: protein deubiquitination. The transcript has a single exon.
AUGAUUCAAACCUCCACUCUUCCAAAAUCCACCAGCAGGAGAAGCUACAAUUAUGUUCCUCAGUGUACUUCUUCCUCCGUUCGCUCCAGCUCAACAAUCAAGGGAAGGGAAUCUUCAAAUAGUUUAAUGUACAGUGCAUCAACCAAUUCCUUUCCUCAUUCUCCAACCUCCUCUUUUUCCUCACACUCUCCGUCUUAUUCUUCCCGAUUGAACUUGUCUUCAAACUUUUCUCCAUCUUCCAACAUUUCAUCCCCUCCUCAUGUUUAUUCAAAAUUUUCUCAUCGAUUCGGAAACAAUGAUUACCAUGCUCUUUCAAAACAACGAACAGGUAUUAAUACGACCUUAGAUAAACAUCAACAGGAUAGUUCCGCUCCUUCCAAUUACACAAUUCUUUCCAAUGGAAGCUUGAAAAGAAGACCUUCAAGCUCUCUGGUCAGUAAAAGAAACACAGACAUGUUUGGAACGUAUUACACGUUUAGUGAUGAAAAAACACCCAAGUUUAUUUCUCCAUCCUCAAGAAAAGAUCUCAAUCGAAGUUUAGAUGUCAGCUUUGAAAGAGAGAGAUCCAAAUCUCAGCCAAGAUCAUUACGAAAGCAAACCUCCUCUCCUUCGCCAAAUCUUCAAUCACCUUCCGCCAAAGAACAUGGAUCAUCCAUUAAAAACCUCAUGACUAAUUUAUUUGGAAAGAGAGGACAGAAAUUCGUUGAAGUACAACCUCAAUCGUCGAAUGUUUCCUCUUUAUCUUUGUCCUCAGUGCAACCAAACAGUGAUGAGAAGUCUAAAGUUGUUCCAGAAGAUGAAGAGACUGUAACUACCAUAAUGAGUGAACAUGUAUCGUCACCGUUGGAAGGAUCGUCCUUGGAAUGCAACGAAUGCUCGAGUGAAGAUAUGCCUCCCAUACCAACUAGUAGUUACUUGCUUGGCCAUGGUUUUAACGCUGGACUGCGAAAUAUUGGUAAUACUUGCUUUAUGAAUGCAACACUGCAAUGUUUGUGUUCCAUUCAACCUAUCAGAGACCAUUUUACUUCUCCUUUUAAGGUUAAUCCAAAAAAAGAAGGAAAUUUAGCAAAACAAUUUUCAAUACUUCUUAAAAACUUAAUCACACCAUCUUCUGAAAAUGAUCCAUAUUUUGCUAUCAAUCCAGUUGAAUUUAAGAGAACUCUCAAUCAAUAUACAUCUCUCUUUAGAGGCUUCGAGCAACAAGAUUGUCAAGAGUUUCUGAGAUAUGUUCUUGAUGGAUUACAUGAAGAUCUUAAUCGAGUUGUUGAAAAACCUAAAUAUGAAGAACUCAAAGAUAUUGCUAAUGAGAGCGUCAUUGAUAAAUCAAUUCGAUGGUACAACAAUUAUAUUGAGAGGAACAAUAGUUUCAUAACAGAUCUGUUUUUAGGACAAUUGAAGUCAGAAAUUCAAUGCCAUGCAUGUAAAAGACAAUCCAUAACGUUUGAUCCUUUCUUAGAUAUUUCCCUACCCAUUGAUUUUAAAAAUCCACACAGAAGAGGAUCUAGUGGUCACUAUUCAUGGCCUCCAAUCUCAAAGCAACAUCAUGAUAUGAAUCAUGAAGUGUCAUUGGAGGAAUGUCUUUCCAAGUUUACCGAAGAAGAAAUGUUAACUGGUAUCGAACAAGUCUAUUGCAGUGCAUGUAAGGCUCAUCAAGACGUGACCAAGAAACUAACGUUUUGUAGAAUCCCUGAAGUGCUUGUAGUUCAAUUGAAAAGAUUUUCAAAUGAUGAAAAACUGUUAACUCCUGUGAGGCUGAGUGAUCCAAUCAAUUUUUCGAAUUUUCUAGCAAAAGAGGCAAGAGAACGAUUUUACCAAAAUGAACCUAUUGAAUAUCAACUAUUGGGAGUGAUUAAACAUUAUGGAAGUUUACGAGGAGGUCACUACACUUGUCAAGUCAAAAAUUCCAAUGAAGAAUGGUACGACUAUAAUGACAGUACUGUGAAAAAGUUGAGCCAUUUCAAUCCCUCUGACAGUUCUGCCUAUGUAUUGUUUUAUGGAAGAAUAAAAUAUUCAGAUUAG